UUUCUGGUCGUGUAUCCUGUGUCCUUUUGAGGAAGUUCCCCAGAGUCGCACAGAGCCAGCCUGCGCGGGGGCACCUUGGGGAGGGACCACAGGAAGCUGCGAAGCUGAGAAUGGCUGAGACGCCUGGGACCGGGACCGCCUUCGGAGGCAGGAGAGCCCUUCCCCCCAACACCUCCAAUGCGGCAGAGAAUGACCCCCCCACCGUGGAGCUGCAGGGGGGCCUCAUGCCCCGGGGAUUCAACCCUCAAGACUACCUGAAUGUGACGGAUGUUCACCUGUUCAAGGAGCGAUGGGACAGCAACAAGGUGGACCACCACACUGACAAAUACGACAGCAAGAAGCUGAUUGUACGCCGAGGACAGCCCUUCCACAUCCAGAUCGACUUCAGCCGUCCCUAUGACCCCAGAAGGGACCUCUUCCGGGUGGAAUAUGUCAUUGGUCGCUACCCCCAGGAGAACAAAGGAACCUACAUCCCAGUGCCCAUCGUCUCCGAGCUGCAGAGUGGCAAGUGGGGGGCCAAGGUCACCACGACGGAGGACAGGUCGGUGCGGCUGUCCGUCCAGUCCUCGCCAGACUGCAUCGUGGGCAAGUUCCGCAUGUACGUUGCCGUCUGGACCCCGUACGGCGUGAUCCGCACCAGCCGGAACCCGGAAACAGACACGUACAUCCUCUUCAACCCUUGGUGUGAAGAGGAUGCUGUGUACCUGGAUAACGACAGAGAAAGAGAAGAGUAUGUCCUGAAUGACAUUGGGGUGAUUUUUUAUGGUGAAUUCAACGACAUCAAGAGCAGAAGCUGGAGCUAUGGUCAGUUUGAGGAGGGCAUCCUUGACGCUUGCCUGUACGUGAUGGACAGGGCAAAGAUGGACCUUUCCGGCAGAGGGAAUCCCAUCAAAGUCAGCCGUGUCGGGUCUGCUAUGGUUAAUGCCAAAGAUGACGAAGGUGUCCUCGUUGGGUCCUGGGACAAUGCGUAUUCGUACGGGGUCCCGCCAUCAGCCUGGACGGGAAGUGUUGACAUCCUGUUGGAAUACAAGAGUUCUCAGACUCCAGUCCGCUAUGGUCAGUGCUGGGUUUUUGCUGGAGUCUUUAACACAUUCUUGAGAUGCCUUGGGAUACCAGCGAGAGUCGUUACCAAUUAUUUCUCAGCCCAUGACAACAAUGCCAAUUUGCAGCUGGACAUCUUCCUGGAAGAAGAUGGGAACGUGAACUCCAAGCUCACCAAGGAUUCGGUGUGGAACUACCACUGCUGGAAUGAAGCCUGGAUGACGAGGCCCGAUCUCCCGGUGGGGUUCGGAGGUUGGCAAGUCGUGGACAGCACCCCCCAGGAAAACAGCGACGGCAUGUACCGCUGUGGCCCGGCCUCCGUUCAAGCCAUCAAGCACGGUCACAUCUGCUUCCAGUUUGAUGCGCCUUUCGUUUUCGCAGAGGUCAACAGUGAUGUCAUUUACAUUACCGCCAAGAAAGAUGGCACGCACGUGGUUAAAACCCUGGAUACCACCCACAUUGGGAAAUUAAUUGUGACCAAACAAGUUGGAGCAGAUGGCAUGAAGGAUAUCACAGACACCUACAAAUUCCAAGAAGGUCAAGAAGAAGAGCGGCUGGCCCUCGAAACUGCCCUGAUGUAUGGGGCUAAAAAGCCCCUCAGCACAGAGGGCAUCCCCAGAUCUCGGUCCGACAUCCACAUGGACUUCGAGGUGGAGAGCGCCGUGCUGGGGAGAGACUUCAAGGUCAUCCUCACCUUCCGAAACAACAGCCCCACCCGCUACAGCGUCACGGCCUAUCUCUCAGGCAACAUCACCUUCUACACCGGCGUCUCCAAGGGGGAGUUCAAGAACGAGACGUUCAACGUCACGCUGGAGCCCCUGUCCUUCAAGACCGAGGCGGUGUGGGUCCGAGCGGGCGAGUACAUGGGCCAGCUGCUGGAGCAGGCCUUCCUGCACUUCUUCGUCACCGCCCGUGUCAACGAGACCAACGAUGUCCUGGCCAAGCAGAAGUCCGUCGUGCUGACCAUCCCCAAGAUCAGCCUGAAGGUCCGUGGCACUCAGGCAGUGGGUUCUGACAUGGUGGUGACAGUUGAGUUCACCAACCCCUUAAACGAACCCCUGCAGAAUGUCUGGAUGCGCUUGGAUGGUCCUGGAGUGACAAGGCCACUGAGGAAGAUAUUCCGGGAGAUCCGGCCCAACGCCACCGUGCAGUGGGAAGAGGUGUGUCGGCCUUGGGUCUCCGGGCCUCGGAAGCUGAUGGCCAGCAUGACCAGUGACUCCCUGAGACACGUGUACGGCGAGCUAAACCUGCAGAUCCAGAGACGACCUUCCGUGUAGACGCCCACGCGGCUGAGAGGGACCCGGGCCUUGGCCUCCCGGAGUCUUGGCUCAGCAUGUCCUAAUGCACCAAUAGUCAGUCAGCUCUUGCUUUAACUUAGCCGGGAAGACCCAGACGGGACUGGGUGGGGCCGCAGAGGGGCGAUGCUGCGUUUCCAAGCUGCACGUUUCAGCACGGCUCUUCAGGGGGGACGUUAGUGUUGAAUCUCGCCACCUUCCAGAGGGUUCUGAGCAUUAGCUUUAAUUAGGCUCUAAUGAGGCUCUCCUAGCUCAUAAGAGCAAAAGCCAUCAUUUAUCAUCUCAAAUGGAUGCAGCGCCACGUGGCAGAGAACUUCGCUUAGCAGGGGGAUCUGCUCAGUACCUGGCCUCGUGAAAAACAGCCCUGCUCAUCCCCCACUCUGCCUUUUUUGGGGGGAUGGGUAACAUGCUCCCCCAGCUUGGGGGGGAAAGCACACGAUUUGGACCCCAGGAUUCUAGUCCCCUUUGUGGGAAUCAGGUUUUAGUGUCUGCAUCAGAAUUUUUUCCCAGGAAUUGAGGGCAGCAUCGUUUUUCUUCUUGGCACAGCCAGGAAAGGCCUUUCAUCUUGCACCUGCAGCGAAGCGGCGGUCUGCCAAAUUUCCAGAUUUUCCUUCUGAGAGGAUGCGGCCCCAUAUUAACAAAUUGCAUUUGUGGGGAGCUUGAUCACCUAAGAGGAGAUAAGACAGCAGGUGCAAUCCUCGGAUCUAUUAAAUAAUGUACUUUUAUGGUGCAUUUUAUCGGAGGCGUCACACUGUGGCCAGAUCCGCAGGAACCAAUAUCCCUAACUUUAACCCUUUGGGGGCUGUCGUUCUAGAAAGUCAUGAGGCUGACUUGGGACAGUAGGCAUGAGGAAUUAGUCUCUUUAAUUAGUGAUUAGCCUUCCUCUGUCUCUCUGGGAUCUUCUCCUUUGCACAAUGACAAGGGUCCAGCUACAGAUUUAGAGACAGAAUAAACCCGACACGCUGGAGAUGCUGGCAGCUGCAGCGAGCAGGCGCGGGGAAGGACGGGCAGCCACUGAUUCGGAUUCUCUUGUCCUUGACACCACGCGUGUUGACCCCUCGGCUCGACACACAGGUACUAAAAGGUAACACGGACCCCACCCCGCAAGCAGCCAGGGCUUCUGCACACCUGUUGGCCGAGGACGCUGACAUCACUUGCAUUAGGGUCCCAGGUUCCAAGAGACAAGGCCAUCGGUACUUAUUUACAGGGCCAAUUUAUUGUUAAAAUUACCCAUUGAUAUGCCUAGAGUGUGAUUUGGGUCAGUAGAUGGUGAUUCUUUGCAAAAGAAAAGAAAGAUGAGCAGUGAGAAGGAAGCCACGGGGGAAACAGGAAUGGGAUCCUCUGGUCCCUGCAACCACGUUUCUAGGCCGUCGACCCCGUUCCUGGACCUUCAGCACCAAGAAUCCAUGAGGGUCAGCUGGUCCCCUCUGUAGGCACAUCCUAGCUAACUCUGUUAAGUAGUCUCCCAGCAUUUGCUAAGCCUUCCAAUACUCAACUUUAAAAUGAAAUGCGUCUUGCUGGACUGUUAACCUGGCUUCAUAUCAUAUCUUCUGAUUAACUAGAGUGUAAUCAACGCUUAAAAUAAAAGCUCAUAGUUGCACCUGCA
Molecule: messenger RNA, 3942 nt
Organism: Phacochoerus africanus (Common warthog)
Lineage: Eukaryota; Metazoa; Chordata; Mammalia; Artiodactyla; Suidae
Gene: F13A1
Product: coagulation factor XIII A chain
Exons: 15
Coding region: 111-2318 (735 amino acids)
Biological process (GO): peptide cross-linking; blood coagulation, fibrin clot formation
Molecular function (GO): protein-glutamine gamma-glutamyltransferase activity
Source: RefSeq, a predicted model, not a curated record